This is a messenger RNA of Talaromyces atroroseus, 2319 nucleotides long. RefSeq lists its product as hypothetical. Gene Ontology annotation, molecular function: GTPase activator activity; ATP binding; protein kinase activity. Bases 1 to 2319 code for a protein of 772 amino acids. The record is from RefSeq and is a predicted model, not a curated record. Gene Ontology annotation, biological process: signal transduction; regulation of fungal-type cell wall organization; protein phosphorylation. NCBI's taxonomy places the organism in Eukaryota, Fungi, Ascomycota, Eurotiomycetes, Eurotiales, Trichocomaceae. Gene Ontology annotation, cellular component: cell cortex. The transcript is spliced from 6 exons.
AUGGCCCGGCUCUCAGAUUUGAUUCGAGACUCGAAGCUCGAGACGCACUUUGAACCUCACAGCAGCGUCGAGACGGUCCAUACCUACAAUACGCCCGACCCAACAUCGCGCCGACGCCUCGUGCGCAGAUCCGAGCAUUGGAAGCGGCAGAACAAGAUUGGAGGGGGCAGCUAUGGCAGUGUCUGGCUGGAGAAAUGCACCCAGGGCUAUCGCGACGUGCAAGUGCGAGCAAUAAAGCAGAUCGAAAAACAUGAACAAUUCGCGCACAUAGAUUACACCCGGGAACUAGAAGCCAUUGCCAAGUUCUCGCAUGCGAAGUAUGAGCGGUGUUUUGUCAAGUCGUUUGGAUGGUAUGAAAGCCCAGAGCAUCUGUUUAUCGCGAUGGAAUACCUGGACCUGGGCGACCUCCACACCUAUCUGUAUCGCAACCCAGCAUUGCCAGAACACGACGCCAGGGAAGUGACCUAUCAGAUUCUGGAUGGCCUAAACUUGAUGCAUGAGAACGAGUUUUGCCAUCGAGAUAUGAAACCAAGUAAUAUUUUGUUAAAGUCGUGUCCGCCAGAUGAUUGGUGGGUCAAAAUAGCAGACUUUGGCAUCAGCAAACGCACAGAAGAAGGUCUUGGCUUAUCCACCACUGUCAAGGGCACACUCGGAUACAUAGCACCCGAAGUCUACGGAUUCACUGAGCGCGGAAGUCCCCAUGCGGUAGAUAUCUGGGCUGUCGGGGAAAUCGCAUUCCAGAUGUUGACGAAGAAGUCUAGCUUUAAACAUAUCGGAAUUCUGUCGAAAUAUGUAAUCAAUCCAGAGAUAUUUCCCUCUCAACUUCUGCUGGAUGCCCCGGUCACUCAGCUCGGCGUGGAAUUUAUUGUUUCGUUAAUGAACCCAAACCCAGACGAGCGAGUCACGGCCGCAGAGGCGCUGCAAAACGAGUGGAUGGCGCAGCAAUCUUUAUCAAAUGAUGGGCAGGAUACGUCGGCAGCAGAGCCCGCAAACGAAGCAACCUCUGUACCCACGAACGGACCGGUCAUCGAGGACAUGGGUACCUGGAAUACUGCACAUGAAGUAACAUGGGAUACUUCGACUAUCAAGCCAGCCACAGAAAUAUCAGAAGUGCCACUUCCAGGAACUUCUAUUAUCAGGCGAAAAAGUUUACCGAAGGUGACCAUGCUAGCAGAGCUCAAAGGGUCUGGCACGUCCCUUGUCCAGAAAUUCGGCGAUGAUCUGGAGAGACUGCAACUUCAAAGCACUCUAGAUCCAGCUUCGGCGAGAAGUGUUGAAAGCAGCCACUCAGACACCAUAAGCAAGUCAUUUACAUCUACAGAAGUCAAUGAAUCAAUCACACCAACCCUAUCGCCGAUCAGUUCUGGAAUAACAAAAACACAGCCCUACACAAUUGAAAGGAGCCACUCAGGGGCUACAAGCCAGUCAUCCGCAUCUAUUCAAGAGGUGACUUUUGAUGAUAUCAACAAACCGAGUCAAUCCCCCUCCAAUUCUGAACAGACAAAAUCCACACCACCGCCUAAAAAGUCUCUGUGGUCACGGCUAAAGAGAUAUAGGAGGAGAGAGAAAGAAAAUCGAGUUUUCGGUGUUCCCCUUAGUGUCAGCAUACGGUAUGCUAAUGUGGCCAUUUCUCUGACGGACGACAACGGUCAAUCCUUCAUUUACGGCUAUAUACCGAUUAUAGUCGCCAAGUGUGGUGUAUUCCUCAAGAACAAGGGGACAUCAGUAAAGGGUAUUUUUGAUACCGAAGUUUCUGAAAAACGAGUCGAAGAACUCCAAUUCAAGUUCGAUAAUCUAGACACAAUGUACGGUAAAGGCCUUCAGUGGUCAGGCUAUACUGUACACGACGCCGCCUGGGUGCUCCUGACCUAUUUGAAAGGGCUGCCAGAGCCGGUGAUCAUUUUGGAAUUCUACGAAAAAUUCCGCGACCCAAUUCGGUCUUAUCAGAUGUUUCAAAGACAAGAUAUUCCCGAAAUCUAUAUGACGACUAUCGUCACCUAUCAGAAUCUCAUUAGGGAACUUCCUCCUCUAAACAAACAAUUACUGCUAUAUCUCCUCGACAUUCUAGCCGUUUUUGCCUCCAAAUCUGACGAAAAUGGUCUAGAUUCGUUGAGAAUAUCUGCGAUUUUCCAGAUGGCAAUAAUUUGGCAUCCUCAGCAUUACCAUAUCGCGGCAGAAAAUGAUCUGAGCCGAGAUGUUUUGAGCUUUCUUGUUGAGAAUCAAGAUCACUUCCUGUUUGGAAUUGAGAAUCAGCCUCAAGUUCAAUCUCAAGAUGAGCCUGAAGUCCAUAACAACAGGUCUCGCGCAGCUUCUAUAUAA